ACCAACAAAAGAAAUUACUCCUCCCAAACAAAACAUUCUUCAACAUGAAAUCUCAUAGAGUGAUUGACAAUUUGAAUCCACGUGUCGCAAAUUAAUUGGCUGACUUUUAGAAGUGGAUCCCAUCCGACCGUAGAUUACGAAAUGAAUUGAUAAAUAAAUAAAUACGAUAGUUUGUGAAGUGGUGGAAGAAGCUGAAUCCAAAUCGAAUUCGAUUUCAAUCGGAAAGAAGAAGAAGAAGAAGAAGAAGAAGAAGAAGAAGAAGAACGAUUCAUUUGAUGGCGGCUUCAAAGCUUCAAGCUUUUUUGAAUCAUCCAGCUGGUCCCAAAACCAUUCACUUUUGGGCACCUACAUUUAAGUGGGGUAUCAGCAUUGCCAAUAUUGCUGAUUUUGCAAAACCACCUGAGAAGCUUUCCUAUCCUCAACAAAUAGCGGUCACGGCUACUGGACUUAUCUGGUCGCGUUACAGCACUGUAAUCACUCCAAAAAAUUGGAACCUUUUUAGCGUAAACGUUGCAAUGGCAGGAACUGGCAUAUACCAACUCUCACGCAAAUUGCGGCAAGAUUAUUUCCCAGAGAAAGAGGAGACUGUAGCAAAAGAAUGAUGGCGAUGAAUUUGAAAAUAUUAAGUUAUUUGGAGUCUGAUGUCCUGAUUGCAAUUUUCAUGUUGAACAUAUAUCUGAAUUAUAAAUUUUUCGAAGCGCGGUUUCAUUUGUAGUUGGCAAAGGCGUAAACUGUUGAAUCUUCUCAAUUCUGUGUAUUUUUCAUUUGGUAUUUGAUUGUUGUAGAAUUAGGGACUCAAGAUAACCGGGCAACUGAAUAUGUCCUAGAUUUAAUUUGCGUUUACACCGAAUGGUUAGAGUCGUUAGACUGAAUAAAACCAGUGGAUGUUGAAGCUUUACAAUGUGGAUUACCGAAUAAGUCUAAUACAGUAAUUCUGUAAAGUACUAAUUACAAUUCAAUGUUUUUAAGUAGUAUACAUAUACCAGUAGAUUUUUU
Trifolium pratense (red clover) is the source of this 996-nucleotide messenger RNA. Its product is annotated as mitochondrial pyruvate carrier 4-like. Gene Ontology annotation, cellular component: mitochondrial inner membrane. NCBI's taxonomy places the organism in Eukaryota, Viridiplantae, Streptophyta, Magnoliopsida, Fabales, Fabaceae. Gene Ontology annotation, biological process: pyruvate import into mitochondria. The transcript is spliced from 5 exons. The record is from RefSeq and is a predicted model, not a curated record. The coding region runs from base 276 to 602 and encodes 108 amino acids.